CUUAGGCUGGUCACUGGCAGUCUUCAGGACAGGACACAAACACUGAAGAUCCGCUGAGAGAAAAGUGGGCGAUGUUGCAGCAAGGAUCUCGUUUAUGGACAUUGUGGGAAGGCUGUUGACAAAGUCCAGACGGAUUGUAGGUAUUUUCAAGCUGGAACAUUGAGGUAGUGUGAUCGCCGCAGUAUCUUUAGAUCACUUCUGAAAGGAAUACAAAAAUGUCGUCUCCAAGUCCGGGCAAGAGGCGAAUGGAUACCGACGUGGUGAAACUCAUUGAGAGCAAGCAUGAGGUCACCAUCCUUAGUGGACUGAAUGAGUUUGUGGUGAAGUUCCACGGACCGCCUGGAUCGUCUUAUGAAGGAGGUGUGUGGAAGGUCAGAGUGGACCUGCCAGAUAAAUACCCCUUCAAAUCACCAUCAAUAGGAUUCAUGAAUAAAAUCUUUCAUCCCAACAUUGAUGAAGCGUCAGGAACCGUGUGUUUAGAUGUCAUUAACCAGACAUGGACAGCUCUCUACGACCUCACCAACAUCUUUGAGUCGUUCCUCCCUCAGCUGCUUGCCUACCCCAACCCCAUCGAUCCUCUGAACGGGGAUGCAGCUGCCAUGUACUUGCACCGGCCGGAGGAUUAUAAACACAAGAUCAAAGAGUACAUCCAGAAGUAUGCCACAGAGGAGGCUCUAAAGGAGCAGGAGGAGGGAGGAGGCGACUCCUCCUCCGAGAGCUCCAUGUCAGACUUUUCGGAGGACGAGGCUCAGGACAUGGAGUUGUAGUGAACGGGGAGAUCUAGCCCCCUUCGCCUCACAGCAGACAGUCCUUUCCUAAAGAGCAGAAACUCCGUACUAUAUUCAUAUUUAAACAAGACAAUUUUUUUUACAGCAACACGAGGAUUUUUAUUGCUACACAAGGAUUUGCAGUAUGAUAUUGCAGAAUAUUAACCCUUACUACUUUCACCCUCCUCUUCGCCCUCAAGAGCCUGUUUAGAUCAGAAAGGAGUGCAUCAUUCAUUUCCACGAUCUUUUGGUGGCUUCAAUCAAGGCUUUCACACUGCUUGUCCAGACUGAGGACGGAGGACUGACAUAACAUGCGCAAGUUCUUUUUGUUGUUGUUGUCUUUAUUAAACAUUUUACUGCAUCAUCGGGCAUCUCUCCCUCGCAGACAGAGGACUGCAGGAUGACAAUCCACCAUUUCUGAGCGGUCUCAACUUCAAAAUCAGAUAAGCGUGGAUUCCCCUUUUUUUUU
Molecule: messenger RNA, 1236 nt
Organism: Perca fluviatilis (European perch)
Lineage: Eukaryota; Metazoa; Chordata; Actinopteri; Perciformes; Percidae
Product: ubiquitin-conjugating enzyme E2 H-like
Exons: 7
Coding region: 216-767 (183 amino acids)
Biological process (GO): ubiquitin-dependent protein catabolic process; protein polyubiquitination
Cellular component (GO): nucleus
Molecular function (GO): ubiquitin conjugating enzyme activity
Source: RefSeq, a predicted model, not a curated record